Penicillium olsonii is the source of this 366-nucleotide messenger RNA. The record is from the annotation of a GenBank genome assembly. NCBI's taxonomy places the organism in Eukaryota, Fungi, Ascomycota, Eurotiomycetes, Eurotiales, Aspergillaceae.
AUGUUCUCUACUCUCCGCCUCAUCCUGGCCACUGCCUUCCUCCUCAACCUGGCCGCCGCUUUCCCUCUCAUCGGUCGCGAUAUCCAGUGGUCCUUCACCCUGUUCCAGUCCCCCUCCUGCAACGGGACUAUCGGCGACCCCCACGCCGGAUCCGGCAGCACGGGCUGUCGCGCCGACCUCCACAGCGUUGCCUCCGCCUACACGCUGAACACUGUCGCGGAAGGCUGUCGCAUCGAAUUCUUCGAUAACACCAUGUGCGACCAGAAUGAACUCUCCGAUGUCGCGGGUCAAAUCACUCCCACCGAUACCUGUCGCAUGGCUGGCCCCAGACGCCGCUACGGCUCUUACCAGGUCUCCUGCGAGUGA